AUGUACAGACGAAAUAAACAAACAUUCUCUGCAGUUACAGAAUAUCUAAGUAAAGCAACUAGUCCCAUAACUGUAGUCGAACUAUCUGCAGAAGAUGUACGCGAGACCAAAGCACUUGUCAAUAAUAAUCUUUCUACUAAUAAACGGAAAAAUGAAGUAGCUGAAAUCGGUUUCUAUCUUCCAAAUAGCUUAGUAUCCGUACAACAUUUAUGCAGGAUUCUCUUUCAGAUUUUGUCUCCUGCUGGAUUUUUCGAUUUUACUGUUGUUCCUGAUUAUUAG
Trichobilharzia szidati is the source of this 279-nucleotide messenger RNA. NCBI's taxonomy places the organism in Eukaryota, Metazoa, Platyhelminthes, Trematoda, Strigeidida, Schistosomatidae. The record is from the annotation of a GenBank genome assembly.